Oldenlandia corymbosa var. corymbosa is the source of this 931-nucleotide messenger RNA. The record is from the annotation of a GenBank genome assembly. Lineage: Eukaryota; Viridiplantae; Streptophyta; Magnoliopsida; Gentianales; Rubiaceae.
UAACGCCUUCCGGAUUUUCGAAAUCUACAUUAUUCCGCUUAUAAAUAAAACCCCCCUUUCAUCGUCAAACUCAAUGUAACCGGUUGGUGUAAAUUCAUCAUAAAACAAGUAUGGCUUCUUCAAUUUUGGUUUCAGCUUCUUCAGCUACCUUCAUCCGAAAUGCUCCUCCCCGAGCUCAAUUCCCUCUUGCUGGGAGAGCUACUUUCUCUAACAUUGUUGGUUCGUCAGUUGGUGUUGGUGGGCUGAAGAGUGAGCCAGGAAUCCAAAUCUUGAAGAAGGCGGCAGCAGGGACAAGCAAGGCAUCAUCUCCAAAUCGUCGUGGCUUCAAGUCUAGAAUUUCAUGUAUCACUGCUGAGCCUGAAACCCUCAAAAUUGUGCAGGAAACAAUUGCGUAUCAGUUGUCGGUUGAUGUAAGCAAAGUGACUCCUGAAACCACAUUUGCUGAAUUGGGUGUCGACUCACUCCACACUGUGGCUAUAUUGCUAGCGGUGGAGGAGAAAUUUAGAGUGCAAAUCGGGGGAAGCAAUAUUGAGAACGUGAAGACAAUCCAGGAUGCCGCGGAUCUGAUUGAACAAGCCAAGAUCAAGACCGCCAGGCUGAUAGCUUUUAACAAAGCAAAAGCAAAGGCGGCGGCGGCAGCAGCAGCAGCAGAGAAGCAGAAGGAGAUUGAAAUGGAUGAUGAUGCUAAGGAAAAUGAUUAGUAGGGUUAUGGUAAAUGGGCCUGGAUUAAUUAAUUAUCCUGUUUUAAUUAGUGUUUAUGAUUUCAGAAAAAAAAAAAAAACAAACCAAACAGUUGUGUGUUUGGGCAGUGUUUUUGUUGGGGGGGUUUUGGAAUAUUGGUCUCAAUCCGUUGAUGAUGUAGUGGUGGUUCUCCGGCGGUGUUUUGUACUUUUUUAUUUCGUCUUUUGUCGAAAUUAAGGUCCUUUCAUGA